UGGACGGCGCCACCAUCAUGUACAUGAAGAAGGAGGUGGUGGAGGAGUGCGGCUCGCCCGUGGACCGCAAGCUGCUGGACUUCUCGUCGUCCUGCGCCGCCAACGACUCCAACAACAAUAACAACAACGCCAACAACAACGGCGUCACCUACACCACCAUGGGCGCGGACUCGCACCCGCUCAGCCGGACGGAGAACAACGGCACGGCGGGGACGCGCGGCCUGGGCCAGCCUCAGCCCCUGGGGCAGCCGCUGGGGCAGCCGCAGUCGCUGGGGCCGGCGCUGCCGCUGGGCCAGACGGGCCAGCACGGCCAGCCCGCGCUGUGCGAGGGCUGCGGCCGGCGCAUCCACGACCGCUUCCUGAUGCGCGUCGGCGCGUCCUCCUGGCACGAGGCGUGCCUGGCCUGUCUCGUCUGCGGCGCCACGCUGCACCACUCGUGCUACUGCCGCGACGGCAAGCUGUACUGCAAGCAGGACUACGACCGGAUGUUCGCGGCCAAGUGCGCGCGCUGCAUGGAGCGGGUGCUGCCGCACGAGCUGGUGAUGCGCGCCCAGCACGCCGUGUUCCACCUGCACUGCUUCUCGUGCGUGGCGUGCCUGCAGCCCCUGCAGAAGGGCGAGCAGUUCGUACUGCGCGCCAACCAGCUGUUCUGCCGGCCGGACUUCGAGAAGGAGAUGUACCUGCUGCAGCAGGCCAGCCCCAGCGACGAGGACCUGCUGGACGAGAACUCGCGUCCACGCGACGGCCGGCGGGGCCCCAAGCGACCCCGCACCAUCCUCACGUCGGCGCAGCGGCGCCAGUUCAAGGCCUCGUUCGAAGUGAGCCCCAAGCCCUGCAGGAAGGUCCGCGAGGCGCUGGCCAAGGACACGGGGCUCUCGGUGCGGGUGGUGCAGGUGUGGUUCCAGAACCAGCGCGCCAAGAUGAAGAAGAUCCAGCGGAAGGCCAAGCAGGACGGCGGCGACAAGGGUGGCGGCGACAAGGAGGACAAGGCGGAGAAGGGCAUCAAGCAGGAGCCGCAGGGAGACCACAGUCAGUUCGGCCGCCUCCCGGACGGCCACGGCCCCCCAGGCCCCGGGCUCGGGCACGGCGCCGGCCACGGCCCCGGCCACGGCCCCGGCCCCUACGCGCACACGGCGCAGCCGCUCAACCCCAACAUGCCCUACUCGCCCGACGACGCCUACCCCGGCCACUCCGGCGAGAGCUUCUGCAGCUCGGACAUCUCCCUGGACGACAGUGCCAACUUCGAGCCGCUGGACGAGGCGGGCUCGGACACGCUGUCGCUGCACAACCUGGAGAUGGCACCCGCCCACCCGCCGCCGCACCCCGGCCACGGCCACCCGCACGGCCACCCGCACGGCCACGCGCCCGGCGGCGUGCAGGUCAACCCCAUCGACAAGCUGUACCUGAUGCAGAACUCGUACUUCAACACGGAGCAAUGA
Messenger RNA from Thrips palmi, 1439 nucleotides. It is a transcript of the gene Lmx1a, whose product is annotated as LIM/homeobox protein LMX-1.2. The record is from RefSeq and is a predicted model, not a curated record. The transcript is spliced from 7 exons. Bases 18 to 1439 code for a protein of 473 amino acids. NCBI's taxonomy places the organism in Eukaryota, Metazoa, Arthropoda, Insecta, Thysanoptera, Thripidae. Gene Ontology annotation, molecular function: DNA-binding transcription factor activity, RNA polymerase II-specific; RNA polymerase II transcription regulatory region sequence-specific DNA binding. Gene Ontology annotation, cellular component: nucleus. Gene Ontology annotation, biological process: regulation of transcription by RNA polymerase II; neuron differentiation.